AUCGUGAAUCACGAUAUCCGAUUAAUUUUUAAUCUUGGAUUUACCACGUAUGUGGGGCAUUUCAAAACAAACGAACUUUUAGUUCUAACAUCAUGGAUAAGAAAUCAUUUGACAUCGUUUUGGAUGAAAUAAAGAAGUGUGUCCUGACUGAUCAACGGAUUAAAGCCAUUGAGCAGGUUCAUGGAUACUUUUCCAGUGAACAGGUCAUGGACAUAUUGAAAUACUUCUCUUGGGCAGAACCUCAAAUUAAAGCGGUAAAAGCUCUUCAGCAUAAAAUGGUGGCAAUUCCCACCACCAAAGUUGCCAACAUUUUGAAUUGCUUCACCUUUUCAAAGGACAGACUUAUUGUCUUGGAGCUAAUCGCUUUGAACAUUUCAGAUGCCCAAAAUUACCGUCCUGUGGAAGACAUGUUUCGCAUACAUUUGUCAGAGAAAAAGCGUGCACGCAGGAUCCUGGAGCAGGUCUGUAAAGUUGGUUGCAAGGCUCCCGUAGCCAUGAUCUCAUCUUGCGGUAUGAUACCAGGAAAUCCAUAUCCAAAAGGCAGACCCAGUCUAGUUACUGGCACAUUCCCGGGAAUCCCUCCCGUAAAGAAAGAAGGAGAGAAGAAAGAUGACACUUCUAACAGUAUGGAGGGGAAAGGGAUUGCUACCCGGAUAAUCGGACCUUCCAAACCUUUCCCUUCAAGCUACAAUCCCCAUCGGCCCGUGCCCUACCCCAUACCUCCGUGCAGACCCCAUGCUACCAUUGCACCAAGUGCUUAUAACAACGCAGGCCUUGUUUCUAUGGGAGGGGUCAUAACGGCCAAUGUGCCCCCUCCCCCAUACAACUCUGCCCACAAACUAGCAGGCUACGCCAAACCAGGCAAUCCUCAGAACACGACACCAGGAGUAAACAGCAGUCCACUGCUAAUUCCUCAUGGCUCCACGCCUUCCACCCCAGUCCCACCGCAGUCGUCUCCUUCUCAGCCACCUCCCACAACUCCCAUCACACCUGUUUUUCCCGGCAUGGUGCCCUCUCACAACUCUUCGUCCCCUGCUCCGUCACCAUCUGUCAUUAAAGCAGGUCCGCAAACCCCUACCGGCCAUGUUACACCAACACCAUCUUCUGUCAUAAAAGCCCACACCCCCUCAGGAACCCCUUGCGGAACUCCUAUUCCUGGCAGUGGGGGGUUUCCCACUUCGCCUUUCCAUUCUCAUUCUCGACCAGGCACCCCCGCCACCUCCCGCAGUGGCCCCGACGUCUUGACUCAGAUGAAUUCCAUGGGCUCAAAUCAGCAGAGGGCUUUGUCUACAGACCACCCUUUUCAGAGCGUACACCCACAAGCAGGUAACCACUCUGGCUCAGUGAUCCAUAGCUACACCCCCUCUGAAACGGCAUCUAACACCAUUGGGUCCUCCACUCCAGUGAUUCCGAGUUGUUCCACCCCAGGUUCCAGCCCCAAACCUUCCCCUGCCCACUCUACCCAACCUCAAGCGGCCAUGGGCCCACCCGGACUCCUUCAGCACGAGCAGCAACGUGCAGCCGUCGGCAGACACAGUGGGGAUGGUGGCAGUGGCAGUAACAGUCCUGUGCCCUCCGCUUUCAAGGGGACAUCUCGGUCUGGCACGCCGUCUCUUAGCCCGUUAGUGGUACCUGGAUCAGCUCAGGCUGCGCUGGCCCGUUCUUUGGGGCUCUCGCACCCUCCGGGCUCUCCUCAAGUCUCCCUCGCCAGUCCUGUCGCCAUCAGUGGCCUCCAGGCUUUGUCUGGCAGCCCAGGACCACCUCACUAUCCUGGGCUGUCGCCUUUUCCUGCUCUUUCCUCCUCCCUCCCUCCUACCUCCAUUCCUUCAUCAAGCAACAUCUCAAAAACUACCCCAAAUUCCAUCUACCACGGCCUGGCUCCCAAUGGUGUACCUAGCGCGGCCUCUCCGUUCAGCCUAGCCCUCACCUCUGCUCCCUCUGUAUUCCCAGCCCUUCCGCCGGGUGCAAGCCCCGCUGCUUUCACAGGAUUGGGAGUUUCAGGAGGGCACGGUGCAGGGAGCCCCGUGUUGCCUUCAUUUAUGGGAUUACCAGGAGCUUCAACAUCCUCCAUUGCGUCAGUGGCACCGAUGCAAGCGGCUGCAGUUGUGGCAGCAGCGGCGGCUGGCGUUCCAGCACCGUCUCCGGUUUUACCAGGUUUUGCAUCAGCCUUCAGCUCCAACUUCCAGCCUGGGUUGAGUGGCAGCCUCCAGGCUCCAGCAAGCAGUGCCUUCCCAAGCCUGCUGUCCUUUCCAGGUGUUCCAGGCUUUUCGCCCGCUGCCUCCCCUGCCACUCUCAGUGGCCUCCAUAAUCCAGCCAUCCAGCCCGCCGUGCUGCAGGCUCAUCCGACAUCCGCUUUGGAGGGUUUACCUCCUCAACCCAAUGCCUUCACCAACUACCCUGCAGGCCCGGGAAAUCCCUUCCCCCUCCAGCCAGGCCUGCACCCCCAGUUGGAUUGGCAGUGAUACCCGCCUUCAUUUUGGCUCUCUCAUCUACUGUGAUUACAUACUGACCUCCCUUUCAAUGCCCUUUCUGGACCUUCAGCAUUUUUUUUUCUUUUUUUUUUUUUUGUCUCUGAACUGAAGACACAAGACUGUGAAAUGAAACGAGUAAAUAGUACGUGUUAUUUGUAGUCAACAGACGUAAAAGCAUUUAGUAGAUUGUGAGUUCUUUUGUUUUUGCCAAUUUCACCAAUAUGAAUUAUGGUAAGUGAAAAUGAAUUUUCUACAGAUACAUGAUGACAUGUAAUGAUACAAGUAUUUCAUGUGGGAAAUGCUUACUACUCAUUUUAAUUCAUUGAUGAAAUCAAACACUGUAUUGGCAUGUAUUGUUUUUAUAGCGUAAUGAGUUUUGUAGAUUUUUUUUUCUUUUUCAGCUGUGGAGUUUUUAAAUUAUUUCAGUGAGUGAAACACUUCACUGCUGUCACAAGUACAUUUUGAUUUAAAGUUUUCUAAGUUUUUGUCCCUGUACAUACAUUUUAAUACCUACUGUUACAUUCAGGGAUGUUGUCCUUUUGUUAGUCUUUUUUGUUUCAUUGAAUAUGAAUUUGUUUUAUUAGUUUAGCCACUAAACCAACUGGUGCUGUGACUCUACACUAUUUGCGUUAUGCUGUGUGACAAGUGUACCAAUCCCCUUCAAUGAAAUGAGGCGGACUAAUGCGCAGAAGAAACAAUUUUGGGACAGUUUAUAAAAAAAUAUUAAUUUCUUGAAUGUGACAAGUCAGAA
This is a messenger RNA of Syngnathoides biaculeatus (alligator pipefish), 3222 nucleotides long. RefSeq names its product proline and serine rich 1 (gene proser1). NCBI's taxonomy places the organism in Eukaryota, Metazoa, Chordata, Actinopteri, Syngnathiformes, Syngnathidae. The transcript has 12 exons. The record is from RefSeq and is a predicted model, not a curated record. Bases 93 to 2462 code for a protein of 789 amino acids.